AUGUGCCGCCUGAGGCCCAACCUCCGCGCCGUCGACCCCCUUGAGCUGGCCCGAGCCGCAGACGCGCUUCAGUCUCUGCUCGAGCUCCCCAGCCGGCACGAGCUCCAGCGGCGCGUGCUGGUCAACCACCCGCAGCUGCUGACCCAGCCGCCGCCCUCCUGGGAGGCGCACGUGGCCGCGCUGUCGGAAGGCCUCGGUGCGCCGCGCGGCGCGGUGCUGUCGAUGUGCCGCAGGCACCCGUCCCUGCUGUACUCGGACCCAGACUUGGUGCUCAGCAAAAUGGCGGCGCUGCGCGGCCUGCUCGGCGUCGAUGCGGCGCGCGCGGCGCGCCUGGCGCAGAGCUUCCCCAUGCUGCUGAUCAUCGGCGUCGGCAAGCCCGCGGAGCGGCUGGCCGCGCUGCAGGACGGGCUCGGGCUGGAUUGGGAGGCGGUGGCAAAGAUGUGCCUGGUCAACCCUCAGCUGCUGAUCACGCCGGCGGAGACGGUGAUGGCGAACAAGGAGGCGUGGGAGGAGGUCGCCGCGGGCACGGGGCACGUGGCCGACUGGAAGACGGGGCCGCUGCUGCUGACCCAAAAGUCGGCGAAGGUCACCGCGCGCUGGCGGCUGCUGCGGCGGCUCGCGCCGCUGCACGCGCCGUGGGCGGACUGGAUGGCGCGGCGGGGCGGCGCGGGGUCGAUCCUGUUUGGCAGCGAGCGCGCGUGGCUCAAAGUGGAGUUCCUGGCCGGCCGGCUGGCGCCGGAGGGCGCAGGCGCGGCGCCUGCACGGGCAGCAGAGGCGCCCGCCGCGGCGGCGCCGGCCGGUGGAGCGGGGCAGGCGCUGCUGGUGGGAACAGCAGAGGGAGCUGCACCGGCAACUUCGGCGCCAGCAGCAAACACCGGGGCAGCGGCGGAGGGGCGGCCCGGGACGCGGGGUGCGGCAGCGGCAGAUGAAAGUGCGGCUGCGGGGCGCAGCCGCCCGGCAGGGGCGUGGCACGAGCCGGAGCAGCAGACAGUGGACCUACCGGCCAACGGCGUGGCGGCCGGCGGCUUGGCGGCCUCUGCGCGGCCUACGCUGGAGGGCGCGCCCUUGAGCUUACGGCAGCUGGUGGCUGAGUGGUCGUACAUGAACGUCGAAGCGUGGCAGCCGGGAUUCAUGGCGUGGCUCGCCGAGCGGGGGGUCCCCUGCAACGAGCCUGCUGAGCCCGAGAGUGUCGCAGGUGGCAAUGAGGAGGGGCCCAGCUGA
This is a messenger RNA of Monoraphidium neglectum, 1221 nucleotides long. RefSeq lists its product as hypothetical. The record is from RefSeq and is a predicted model, not a curated record. The coding region runs from base 1 to 1221 and encodes 406 amino acids. Gene Ontology annotation, biological process: regulation of DNA-templated transcription. The transcript has a single exon. Gene Ontology annotation, molecular function: double-stranded DNA binding. NCBI's taxonomy places the organism in Eukaryota, Viridiplantae, Chlorophyta, Chlorophyceae, Sphaeropleales, Selenastraceae.